This is a messenger RNA of Aspergillus pseudonomiae, 1466 nucleotides long. RefSeq lists its product as uncharacterized. The transcript is spliced from 2 exons. Bases 406 to 1164 code for a protein of 252 amino acids. The record is from RefSeq and is a predicted model, not a curated record. NCBI's taxonomy places the organism in Eukaryota, Fungi, Ascomycota, Eurotiomycetes, Eurotiales, Aspergillaceae.
GGAGAAACCCUGCGUGGGGAAAGGCAGUGUAAAUCCGACGAUACGAGUGUGGCUUGGUUUUUUUUUGGUCCAAUGAUCGAUGGAGCUCUCCUUUAACUACCCGUAAUUUUAUGGACAUUAACUUUCAGGGUGAAGUCAUGUCCCUUAAACGACCUCUCCUCCAUACUACGCAAUCAUGAUAUUUUUCACAAUAAAGGUUGGUUCGCAAAAAUAUAAAAUUACUAUCCUGUCCUAACUACCCCUUUAUCCUUGUUCGCUAGCAGGUCAUGCGAUUCAAUCUUUCAAGCAUCUCUUCCCGCUCUAUAUCCAAAAGCCCGCUAUAGUAGCCUACGUUGAUAAAGCCUAGCAACAAUCUCCCAACUCAAGAAGAUCAUCGGUUUUCCGGCAUCAAAAAGAAGGAGGAAAAUGAAGGUUGCCUUCAUAAGUGUCAUUCUCCUUCUCCCGACUGCUGCCCUCAGUAUCCCACAGUCAGAUCUAGCCGAAGGCGUGGUUCUUGUGCCUAGAUCUCAUGAACCCGUAUAUUUAGAAAAACGGCGUGGUGGUGGAGGAGGACGAGGGGGAAGCAGUGGUGGUGGAAGUGGUGGGCGAGGAGGUAGUGGCGGUUCUACAUCAAGAACAGGCUCAUCUAGCAACUCCGGCGGCUCUUCUCGCAGUGGGUCAGGGCCACAGCCCACCUAUGGUAGAGGUACUUACUACGCGGGUGGUGCUCGCACUCCCUAUACCUCCGGUGCUCUAUCGCCACUAGGAGUAGCGCCUGUGAUACUCCCAGCAGCUGCUUUGGCAUUCUUCGGCGGUAUCUGGCUGUACGGAGCUUACGCCUAUCCAUAUAACUACCAUUAUCAAUAUGUGGACCAGAUCACACACCAUAACGCAUCGAUGCCGGUAGUCUGCCUGUGCGAAAAAUACGCAGAAUGUGCAUGCGAUGACAAUUCGGAUAGAUCGUAUUACGAAUCUAUUUUCAACGGCACCCAACCUACAAAUUCCAGUGUCGCUAAAAUUGUCAAAGUCAAUGGCACUGAGACCAUUUAUAUCAAUGGUACGUUGCCUAAUGGGACGACUGUUGCGGACGCAUCUACACGUUCUGGCGCUGCUCGGACGGGGAUUCAGAUCAGUGGAUAUUGGUCAAUGGUCGCCUUGGUGGCCUGUACCAUUUGGGGGCUGUGAUGCCGCCGUUGGGCUUGCCCAUUGGGAUAAUAUCUUACAGUCCUCCCAAGAGCGGUUUAUGGUAGCUGCUGUCUUUUUCUUCUUCUUUUGGUGAGUGGGAGAGGGCUCUCAUUCACACAUCUCCUGGCCUUAUUUGUACGAUUGUCAUUCCGGCUCUUUCGAAUUUGGGCCCUAGUGGCUUGGCUUGGCUAUGGUAACGUCUUGCUUUCAUGGAUCUAGAGCCUUGAUAUUGAUACCCACCCUCGGGCGUUGGAUGGGGGCACAUUGAUUGUUCAUAAUGAUACAAACUUUUUUUCAUGAGA